Molecule: messenger RNA, 1984 nt
Organism: Paramormyrops kingsleyae
Lineage: Eukaryota; Metazoa; Chordata; Actinopteri; Osteoglossiformes; Mormyridae
Source: RefSeq, a predicted model, not a curated record
ACUGCUCCUUUGUCACUGCUCCCACCGAACUUAGUACACUGGUCCCUGUACACCUACCACUCGCCGUAGUGAGUGGAACUGGGGUUACAGUAAACUUGGCGAGCCAGCCAGGAGCAGUGGGUAAGCAUCCUCUACCACAGACAAGCUGAAACUUACCAAAUUGGAAAAGAAAAAAAAAAAACCUGAUCAAUAUGGAGAUAGUAGAUACUGAGAACAUUAAGGUCCCUAAUUCGGUUCUUGUUAGUGGCAUCACAGACACUGAAAUUGAUAGUGAACUAGUUGACUUCUUGAGCAAAUAUGGCACAGUGUUAAGAGUCAUACGUGUGGACAACCCUAAAUCAGAGUUCCACAAAAAUGUGAUAGCUGAGUAUGAUAGUGGCCUUGCACUGAAGAUUCUUGAGUCAUUGCUACCUCUAACCUUUGAAAGUCCCAGCAAGCCUGGUGUAACGUUUAAGUUAAGGGCACUCUCAAAAGUGUACCUACCAACCGCAGCUGGUAAUGCUACAGAGGACUAUUUAGUUAGACUACAGAGGAUUGCUAGGAUGAGUGGAAGGUCGUUUGAUGAUGUUUUGAAGGAGGAGUUAGCGAGGUGCAGCGAAAUUUUCGCAUCCCAGCCGGAUGCUGUUCCGGAUGAAACCAUAAUGCAGUCUCGUCCGCAAGGUCAACGUGAAUCUGUCCCCGUGCCCAGUAGUGAGAUGACAGUGGAGACUGAACCCUCUCAGUCCAGAGAAGUGGGCUUGAAAAAGAUAAGAAAUGAGGAACCCUCUGCUGCAAAGCUGUCUGCAAAGAACAGAUGUCCCCCUAUGAUUUCAGUAAGUGACAUUAAUCCCCCUGAGAUUCAACGCGUUAUUGUAGAGCACAUUGUGAAAAAUGAAGGAGGGGGAUCGCAAAUGCAUGCACCUCUAAGGCUCAGAGUUUUCUCUGGUAGAGGGCCUCGCCCAAGCAAUGAAGCUGACUAUGAGACAUGGCGAACCAGUGUCGAGCUCCUCAUGCAAGAUCCAACUCUGUCUGACCUACAACGGUCACGGAGGAUUCUUGACAGUUUACUUUCCCCCGCAUCAGAUGUUAUCAAGCCUCUAGGACCCCAAGCCUUACCUGCUGCUUACCUCAAUAUCCUUGAUUCUGCUUUCGGCACGGUGGAGGACGGGGAUGAACUCUUUUCCAGGUUUCUGAACACUGUGCAGAAUGUGGGAGAGAAGCCAUCCCUGUAUUGUCAGCGCCUACAGGUAGCGUUGAGUAAGGCUGUGAAGGGUGGCAGCAUCUCUGGUGAUAAGGCUGACCAGCAUUUAUUGAGGCAGUUUUGUCGUGGGUGUUGGGACAACACAUUGAUCUCCGUUCUGCAGCUUGAGCAAAAAAAAGAAAAACCACCUCCCUUCGCCGAACUGCUUUUGCAGUUGCGUAUAGAGGAGGAUAGGCAAGCUGCAAAGGAUAUUAGGAUGAAAAUGCAUUUAGGAGUGUCCAAGCCGAGAGCCACCUCCCACUGCCAAACUGUAUGUCAGGGUGAGCAUAAGCCGAGUGGGUCAUUGCAGGUGGAAGGUGUAGCUCAAUUGCAGAAGCAAGUUGUUGAACUCAGGGCCCAGGUUGCUGAACUGAGAAAGUGUCAGUUGCCAUCAAAAAGGAUACCUGGGGAUAUCACUGAAGAGCUGAGACGAGAAAUAUCUGAGCUUAAGAGUCAAUUGUUAGACACUGCCAAGCCACAGAAGCAUAAGACAGGCAGGAAAGGUGAUGGCCAGACUGAGGACACUAAAUCAGCCACAGUCUCCUCUAAGGCUUUACAGUCAUUGAGUCAGAAGCCAAAACCCUGGUACUGCUUUCAGUGUGGCGAAGAUGGGCACAUUGCAGCUAGUUGUAGUAAUGACCCCAACCCAGCCCUAGUAGCUUCAAAGAGGAAGAAACUGAAUGAGAGGCAGAAAGCCUGGGAAGCCCAUCAUAGCCCCAAGGGAACAAGUCCUUUAAAUUAGUGUCAGCCCCUGUUAUGGGACAA